Messenger RNA from Neurospora tetraspora, 2552 nucleotides. RefSeq lists its product as uncharacterized. The record is from RefSeq and is a predicted model, not a curated record. Gene Ontology annotation, molecular function: carbohydrate:proton symporter activity. NCBI's taxonomy places the organism in Eukaryota, Fungi, Ascomycota, Sordariomycetes, Sordariales, Sordariaceae. Bases 467 to 2275 code for a protein of 602 amino acids. Gene Ontology annotation, biological process: carbohydrate transport; transmembrane transport. The transcript is spliced from 3 exons. Gene Ontology annotation, cellular component: membrane.
UAUUGCAUUUCCUCCCCCUGAAUUGGAACAAGAAUGACUUCAAACUUGACUAAGAAGAUGAGGUUCGAGACUUGGACCAUUCCGAACAGAGAUGAAAUUGGGAAUCAUUCCCAGGGGUCUACUAGUGGCCUCGCAUCGUCAACCCAUGGUUACCGGGAUGUCACGACGAUGUCUUACCCCAGACUGAUCACCUAUUCUUGUUGCCUCCUUCAGCAUGUCAAUGCUUCCCCGACCCCUUCCCGCCUGGUUCCCGCUGGGACUCGCAUACUAGAUGCUCCGGGGAUCCUCAUAUACUACGCGGAGGUGGAACCCUCACUGCUACUCCUUUCCUUCUCAAGAUCUCCUGUCGUAGUAUCCAACUUACUAUCGAUUCCAGUCUGAUCGAAGGUUACCUCUACACGUGCAUGUCCUAGUCUAAACCCAACUCGAAGUUGUCCCUGCUCAGCAGCCUUGAUCUUCAACGUCAAUGCCAACAACAAAGAUCAUCCCAACAACGACGCCGACGACACGAACGAUCCGGGUCGAAAUUGGGGGGCACCCCAACGAAACAAUGAACGUCCACACCAAGCCCAACCCAAACCCAGACAGUGUCUCGGAGGUCUACGAGGAGAUACCGGAGGUAGAACCUCCACGGUUUGAGAGGGUUUACUGGACGAGGGAACCGCAUCUGAGGAAGCUCUACAGCAUGACCUUCUUCCUGAUGGUGGCAUCGGCAACGACGGGCUACGACAGCAUGCUUUUGAACACAUCACAACAGAUCCAUGCGUGGAAUCACUUCUUCUUCCCGGAGACGAAGCUCAACCCGGACCUUGCAGACCCCGUUGAGGAUAGCAAGCUGGCAAUUUUGAUCAACAUGUUCAACAUCGGCUCGAUCUUUUCCUUCUUCAUAACCCCAUACGUGGCCGAUAAUUAUGGACGAAGACCCUCCAUCGUAGCUGGGUGUAUCCUCAUGAUCUUUGGCGGACUCCUAACAGGUUUCUGCAACGGUUACGGAAUGUACAUGGGUGGCCGCUUUCUCCUCGGUUUCGGCAACUCACUCGCACAAAUGGCCUCCCCCCUCCUCCUCACCGAGAUCGUCCACCCGCAACAUCGCGGCCCCGUCACCGCCAUCUACAACUGUCUUUGGAAUGCCGGCGCGCUUUUGGUGUCGUGCAUAGCCUGGGGCACGUCCAACAUUGCCUCCAACUGGUCCUGGCGCUCCAUCACGCUCCUGCAGAUUCUGCCCUCGGCCGUCCAGCUCGCGGGCAUUUGGUGGCUUCCUGAAUCCCCACGCUAUCUCAUCGACAAGGAACGCCACGAUGAAGCCCUCGACAUCCUCGCCAAGUGGCAUGCCGGCGGUGAUAGGCUCAACAGAACAGUGCAGUUCGAGUUUCGCGAGAUCAAAGAGACGAUUCGCAUCCAGAAGCAGCUGGAUGAGGCGUCGAGCUAUGUCGAUUUCAUCAGGACCAAAGGAAAUAGGUGGCGGUUGGCUAUUAUUAUUUCGCUGGGUGUCAUUAGCCAGUACUCCGGCAAUGCCCUGUUCAGCAAUUACAUGAAUGCUAUCUACGGCGGGGCAGGGAUAACGGAGCAGAGCCAAAAGCUGGCCAUCUCGACAGGAAAGAUCAUCCUGGAUCUGAUCGUCACCAUCUUUGCCGCGCUCAAUGUCGACCGGUUUGGACGCAGGCCGCUGUUCUUAAUAUCGACGUGCGGUAUGGUCGUGAGUUUUGCGUGCUGGACGGCAACAGGGGCGGUGUAUGAGUAUAGCGGGGAGACAAACAUGACCAGUGGCUAUACACAGUUGGUGUUCAUCUGGAUCUUCGGUAUCUUUUACGAUAUUGGGUUUUCAGGACUGUUGGUGGCGUAUGCGUUGGAGGUCCUGCCGUUCCAUUUGAGGGCGAAGGGCAUGAUGUUGAUGAAUAUCACGGUGCAGGCUGUGCUUGCCAUCUCCAACCAAACCAACAAACUAGCCUGGGAUAACCUCCCCCACCACUGGAACUUUACUCUCUUCUACACCAUAUGGAACUGCUUGGAGCUGACUUUUGUCUACUUGUUCUACGUCGAGACAAAAGGGCCGACUCUGGAAGAAGUUGCACGCAUCUUUGAUGGUGUUAAUGCCGUGGGACAUGUUGAUAUGAGACAAGUGGAGAAGGAGAUCUAUCACGAGGGCGUUUUGGGGAAUCCGUUGGAGAGGAAUCGGGCGAUGCAUGGGGGUGGACACGGUGGGAUCGAGUUGGAGGAGCAGGGGGGACAGGGAUAUGGGUAUGCGAGGCAGAGGAGAGGUGGUGGGUAUGAAUGAGGGAUGAGGUAAUGUUGGGAUGUGGUUUUGAUAUGGCCUCAUGUUUUUCUUUGUACUAGCUGUCACACGUUCACCUGCACUUAUACCCCCUUAACUUUUUGAUGAUACCAAAAGGAAUCGGAAUGGACAUGGAUGGAUGGGCUGGAAAGGGGUCAUGGAGUUUAAUUGGAUUUAGCAUUAUCUAUUAUCUGCUGAUUUGUCUCGCUUCCACCAAAGUUUUGAUCUUCUGCAUCAGACUUCCCGUCAGCUACCUUCUACCACAGGCACACCAAGUGAC